AGAAAUAAGGAAAUAGGAUUAGCCUUACUUGGAAAAUCAGUGCAAUGUGAUUGUUAUUAAUUAAAAAAAAAUCAAAUGUAAAUGUUAUGUUCAAACUAUGAUUUAAUACAAGUGUAAUAAAGAAUAUAUUGCAUUAUUGUGUUGUGUGAAUUAAAUAAAUUAUUAUUGGUGUCGGUUUUUAAAACAGUUUUCCAUUUAUUAUUAGUUAAAUAUGGCUUUUAUUUCUUAUUUCUUUGAUAACUACACAGCAAGUUUAUACGAUAUAAUUGUGGAGUACGUGGACACUGAAUACAGUUUGUGGCUGACAUGGUUCCUGACGCCGGUCAUAGUCACGUUUCUGCUGCCCGCCGUCAUCAUCGUGCUGAUCUACAUGAGCAGUGUCAUCUUUCAUCUGUACAGACUCUACAGAUUGCGUGUCGUGGAUGGUGUUCAAAGCGAUUGGAGACAAGCAGCCCGACUCGCGGUCUGCGCGCUGUGGGACGCGCACGGCUGGCUGUUUCAUGGUUACGAAAUAGAUGGUAUCGAGAAUAUCCCGGACGGUCCAUUCCUCCUCAUCUACUACCACGGCGCGCUCCCCAUCGACAUGUACUACUUCACAGCUCGGAUGCUGCUGUUCAAACGGCGACACAUACAUACCGUGGCUGAUCGGUUCAUGUUUAAGAUACCCGGUUGGAAGUCCCUUCUGGAAGGGCUGUGCGUGAUCCCGGGCACGGUGCAAACUUGCGCAGGUGUGUUACGAAGUGGUAACCCGCUGGCCAUAUCCCCGGGCGGUGUCUACGAGGCCCAGUUCGGAGAUCAUUAUUACAGACUCAACUGGAAAUCGAGGAUUGGCUUCGCGAAAGUCGCUAUUGAAGCGAAAGUGCCAAUAGUCCCGAUGUUCACACAAAACGUGCGCGAGGCGUUCCGCACGGUGGGCUGGCUGCGCGGCGUGUGUCUGCGCAUCUACGCCGCCACGAGGAUCCCGCUGUCGCCCGUGUACGGGGGCUUCCCCGUCAAGAUGGUCACGCACCUCGGCCCGGCCAUACCGUACGAUCCCACGCUCACGCCGGAGAUGCUUCAGCAGAAGGUCGCGAGUGCAAUCGAAAGUUUAGUCGAGGAACAUCAGCGAGUACCCGGUAGCAUAUUACUAGCCCUCAUUGAGAGGGUUUACCAGAUGCCGAAGAAGAAGAACAAGAACAAGAAAGCGCACACAAAUGGCACCUGUCAAAAUGGCGUGUCUAAAAAGGAACAUGCGAACAGUUUGAGUGAUAAUACUACUAACAGUGAUAAAGUCAAAUUAUCUUAGAGUGGAGAGACCUUAGGAAUUGUGAAUUAAUACGGUGAAUUAAUAUCAUGUAUGCAAGACGCAAAUAUGCUUAGCGUUUUUUCGUGCUGGCAACAUUGGUGAGUGAAUUUAUUAGAUGUACAAAUAAAGCAUUUUUUUUUUCGAUAACUUCCAUAUGCGUUUAUUAUAAAUCAAUUAUAAUUUAUAUUAUAUUUGCUUAUAUAUAUGUAUUUAUUUUAAGAUCAUAAAUGUUUUUUUAUAGAAAUAAAUGAUGCAUAAUAAUUUUUUUUUGGAAUAUUGUGGAUGUAUGAAAUACUCGAAAGUAUGUCAUUCAAUUGUAGCUUAGUGUUUAAAUUGUUUAUUUAACAUUUCGAAGAGCAUUCCUAAAAAAAUAUAAUUAUUGCUUCCUUGAUUUUCCUUAAAAAAUAAUUUAGGCUUAUUAUCAAUUAUAUUUAUAAUUAUACAUAUCUCAAUAUUAUAUAGAGUAUAUAUGUUAAUGGUGAUAUUCAAGGCUUAAUUUAAAAAAAAAUGUAUAUUAAAAAUAUAAUAAAAAAAAGUAUGUGAGAACAUUGUAAGUUGAAAUAUAUAUGAAAAUAGUAAUUCUUUGCAAAUUUAAUUAGUAUAGUUAAUAAUGAUCAUGUUCCUAAAUUUCCUUUACAAGUUUUUUUUUUAUUCGCACAUCAAAAUCAAUACAUCAGAUAAAUGUUUAAAACAUAGUAUAAUAGAAAUAUUUUGUAUUAAUCUACAUUUUUGUACAAUGUAUACUGUAGACAGUUGUUUCUUAAAAGUACAUUGUCGUGUGUAAGCCGUGAUAGCAAAGCUACAAAUGACAUAAUAUUUGUCAAAGUGACAGUUCAAAUGUGUUGCCAGGUGGAUACGCAUUUAAUAUAAGAAGUAUAUAUAGGGAUUGAAAACAAAUAAAUAAAAAUUAAUAGUUACGGGCUUAAAAAAUCACACUGCCAUUGAAAGCUAAAACGUUAUGUAGCCAUAUGUAAAAUUAACUUCAUAAUAGUUCAUUGAAAAUUAUUAUGGAACAUUGAAAAUAAUUAUUACUUUAAAAAAGACCACAAAAAAUACUGCGAUAAAUUAAUUAUAGCUAUAUACUUAAAUAUAUAAUGUAUUUCUAAGAAAUAGAUAUGGAAAAAAACUUUGACAAUUUAUUUGCAAUGUAAUACAAAUAAAUUUUUAAAUUAAGAACUAACGCCAUUAUACUUUAGAUUUUAUUACGAAUUAGUGUAAUAUUAACCAAUACAAGAAUUAUCUUGUAUAAAAUAAACAUCUGAUAUUUUCUACAAUAAACAUGCUUAUUUGCUUAUAAUUGAAAUAUUAUAUAAGAAAUAGUUAUACGACCUUACAUAAAAAUAUUGUAUAGAGGGUGAUUAGUUGAACAAUUCUGUCCUCUUCUUUCGAAUGUCAAUUCAAUGAUGACAGUAAGAGAAAACCCAGUGUUUAAUCAUCCGCUAGACGAUGUUUAUAAGUAAGGCCGUUAAUGUUGCUUUUGAUUAACAAAUUAAUUAUAAGAUAGGUGAUAUUUAAACCAAAAUUCUCAUAACUAAGACGCGUUUAAAUAUUCAAUGUAUUUACUGACAAUCAUCAAUAAAUACUCAAAAGAUAUAUUCAUAGGUUAGUCUUUAUAUUUCGAGUUUUGUUUGCUUUUUUAAGAGCUAUUCUAUAAGAACUAACUCGAAACUCGUCGUAGAAAAAGAUCGUGAAAUGUCAGAAAGUGAUACGCGACAUUUACUAUUAUAAAUAUAACAUUUAAAGGAUACAUGCAUCAAAAUAGCGUAACACCGUAUCCUUUAGAUUUUCGUUGUCAAAGUAAUGGCAUUUUAAUAAAAUCGAAAAAUAUACGUCAAUAAAAUUGACAACUAUCAAGAAAGGGACAAAAAAUGUCACCUUUUUAUUGUAUGUAAUGGCAAAGGUGCAGAUAACAGCUGUUUGCGCAAGACUUUCCCGCCCAUAUCAUGUCAGUUUGAUAGCGGUUACUUUAUUCUUAAAGAAUAAAUACCCUAAGGAUGUAAUUAAUAAAAUCAUAUUUCCAAAUAAAUAUGUUAGAGAAAAUGACAGAUCUUUUAAUUUAAUUAAUGCAAGAAAAGCCGCUCAUGAUCUGUUUUUGGUCUAUUAAUAUUUAAUUAAAAAUUGAGCAAUAAAUCUAAUAUAUAAUGAGAAUUGAAGUCUUUAGGCAUAGAACAAAGUAAUAUGUGCUACUUUAGAUAUUGCAUAUGUAGCUUAAUUUAUUUGCAAAGAGUAAAUAUUUAUUAUGUUAUUCACACAUUAUUUCCAAACUGUUAUUUAUUAAUAAUUAUAUAUUUAGAUCAUCAUCAUAUUGUAAAAUUCAUGGAUUUAAAAUUGUAUUAAUUAAAGUUUAGAAAAAAAAAACUUAAUUUUCUCUUCUGCUCCUAGAAUAAAGCAUUGGCUGAUUACAUAACAGCCAAGAUAUAUUGCCAUAUUUCGGUAUGUAAGUUACAUUUGAACGUGUCAAAUACAUGUACUAUAUAUUUUGCUGUACAUUUUGAUACAUAGAUAUUUAUUUAGUUCUUAAAUAGAUGUUAGAAAUUAUGUUAUUAUACAAUUCUGUAUUCUCGGCAUACUUAAUUGACAUUUGUUAUGUAAGGAAAUAUAUUUUUUCCACAUAAAA
Messenger RNA from Nymphalis io (European peacock), 3902 nucleotides. RefSeq names its product transmembrane protein 68. Gene Ontology annotation, molecular function: acyltransferase activity. The record is from RefSeq and is a predicted model, not a curated record. Bases 212 to 1285 code for a protein of 357 amino acids. Gene Ontology annotation, cellular component: membrane. The transcript is spliced from 7 exons. Lineage: Eukaryota; Metazoa; Arthropoda; Insecta; Lepidoptera; Nymphalidae.